CAUCUUAACUAUGACCAUGGCAUUGAGCAACAAGUUACACAAGCAGCUAGCCAUAGGGCAUAAUAGCAUUAGGAAUGGCUUCUUCGAUAUUCUUAAUACUACAUCUUCUCCUUCCUCUAAUUUUCCAUAAUUUUGAGAAUUCAUAUUCAUUCUCCCUCUCUGUGGAGAACUUCAAAGAAGAAGUAAUAGUGUCAUCACCCAAAGCUACAUUCAGCGCAGGGUUUUACCCCGUAGGGGAUAACGCAUACGGCUUCGCCAUAUGGUACACAACAACACCUCACACCCUAGUGUGGAUGGCCAACCGGGACCGACCGGUAAACGGAAAGCGCUCCAUGCUAUCCCUUCUCAAAACCGGUAACCUCGUAUUAACCGAUGCUGGCCAGUCAAUAGUGUGGUCCACCAACACCAUCACCUCAUCGAAACAAGUCCAGUUACAUUUCUACGACACCGGCAACCUCGUUCUCCUAGACAACUCCAAUGCUGUUGUUCUGUGGCAAAGCUUCGAUUUCCCAACGGACACGCUUCUUCCUGGUCAAACACUCAGCAAGAACACCAACCUUGUUUCGUCCAGAAGCCAGACCAACUAUUCCUCCGGUUUCUACAAGCUCUUCUUUGACUCUGAGAAUGUUCUACGCCUCAUGUACCACGGCCCUCGAGUUUCAAGCCUCUACUGGCCCGAUCCUUGGCUUCAGAGCAACGAUUUCGGAAGUGGUAAUGGUAGAUUAUCUUACAACGAUACCAGGGUGGCUGUACUCGAUCAUUUAGGCUACAUGGUUUCUUCCGAUAAUUUCACUUUCAGAACAAGUGAUUACGGGACGGUGCUCCAACGGAGAUUGACCCUCGAUCACGAUGGUAAUGUUCGUGUCUAUAGCAAGAAAGACCUAGAAGAAAAAUGGUCAAUGUCAGGGCAAUUCAAGUCACAACCAUGUUUUAUUCAUGGGAUUUGUGGACCCAAUAGUAUUUGCAGCUAUGAUCCUAAAAGUGGAAGAAAGUGUUCUUGUAUUAAAGGGUAUAGCUGGGUUGAUAGCGAAGACUGGUCUCAAGGUUGCGUACCAAAUUUCCAACUAAGAUACAACAACAACACUGAGAAGGAGUCUCGCUUCCUGCACUUACCCGGAGUCGAUUUUUAUGGAUACGACUACGGCAUCUUUAGGAAUCGAACUUAUAAAGAAUGUGAGAAUCUGUGCUUGGGAUUGUCCCAAUGCAAAGGGUUUCAGCACAAAUUUUGGCAGCCAGAUGGUGUGUUUAUCUGUUUCCCGAAGACGCAGUUGCUAAAUGGGCAUCAUACACCAGGUUUCACAGGAUCAAUCUUCUUAAGACUGCCAAGAAAUAGUCCUCUGUCGCUCAGUGACAGUGAGAACCCCAUCAAUUAUAACAACGGCUUUGUUUGUGGGGGAAGUAAUGGAGGACCGAAACUACUGGAUAGACCAUAUGUGGAAGAAGAGGAAAAUGACUCAGUGAAGCUCUUGGUUUGUUUUGUGACUGCCUUGGGAGGAAUUGAGGUUGCGUGCAUCUUUCUGGUGUGGUGUUUCUUGUUUAGGAACAAAAAUAGGAAAUUACACUCGGGUGUUGACGAACCCGGCUAUGUUCUUGCAGCUGCAACAGUAUUUAGGAAAUUCAGUUACUCUGAACUGAAAAAGGCAACCAAAGGUUUCAGUGAAGCCAUUGGAAGGGGUGGUGGAGGUACUGUGUAUAAGGGUGUCUUGUCUGAUAGUCGAGUUGUGGCAAUAAAGAGACUGCAUCAAGUAGCAAACCAAGGAGAAAGUGAGUUCCUGGCUGAAGUAAGCAUCAUUGGAAGGCUUAACCACAUGAACCUAAUCGACAUGUUGGGGUAUUGUGCAGAGGGAAAGUAUAGAUUGUUGGUUUAUGAGUACAUGGACAAUGGUUCUUUAGCUCAAAACCUCUCAUCAAGUUUAAAUGCACUUGAUUGGAGUAAAAGAUAUAACAUUGCUCUUGGAACAGCAAAGGGUCUGGCCUACUUGCAUGAAGAAUGCUUGGAGUGGAUUCUGCAUUGUGAUAUUAAGCCACAAAAUAUACUUCUCGACUCUGAUUAUAAACCCAAGGUAGCAGAUUUUGGCUUGUGUAAGCUACUUAACCGGAACAGCAACCUCGACAAUUCAAGUUUCUCAAGGAUAAGAGGAACAAGAGGCUACAUGGCACCAGAAUGGGUUUUCAACUUGCCAAUCACUUCCAAGGUGGAUGUUUACAGCUAUGGAAUUGUUGUCUUGGAGAUGAUAACUGGAAGGAGCGCAACAGCAGGUACCCAAAUCACAGAAUUAGAAGCAGAGUCGUAUCAUCACGAGAGGUUGGUAACAUGGGUGAGGGAGAAAAGGAAGAAAGGAUCAGAAGUGGGAUCAUGCUGGGUGGAUCAAAUCGUUGACCCUGCUUUGGGGUCAAACUAUGAGAGAAAUGAAAUGGAGAUAUUGGCAACGGUGGCUUUGGAAUGCGUAGAGGAAGAGAAAAACGCGAGACCAAGCAUGAGUCAAGUUGCCGAGAAGCUGCAAAGAUAUGCACACAAUUCUUGAUGGUCGGAACAAAGAAAAGCCAUCUCUCCCAUGACAGCAAAAUCACUACCGUUGCUUAUGAGCAAGAGUUAAAUCAAGCAGAAGAGACUUGUCUCUCAUAACGUGAUGAAUUAAAGAUUUGAAUCUCCGCUAAAAAAAUGUACUCACUUGUAGUGUUUGACUGCAUUUAGGACAGCAUCUCUUGUUGUAAUCUUUGGCUUGUUACGGACACACCUUGUGGUCUUAACAAGUUUGUGGUAUUAAAAUCUGUUUUGGCUCUUAAAAAAUUGUUGACUUUGAAAUGCUCUUCUGCU
Glycine soja is the source of this 2818-nucleotide messenger RNA. RefSeq names its product putative receptor protein kinase ZmPK1. Gene Ontology annotation, molecular function: ATP binding; protein serine/threonine kinase activity. The coding region runs from base 75 to 2525 and encodes 816 amino acids. NCBI's taxonomy places the organism in Eukaryota, Viridiplantae, Streptophyta, Magnoliopsida, Fabales, Fabaceae. Gene Ontology annotation, biological process: protein phosphorylation; recognition of pollen. The transcript has a single exon. The record is from RefSeq and is a predicted model, not a curated record.